Phytomonas sp. Hart1 is the source of this 1388-nucleotide messenger RNA. The record is from the annotation of a GenBank genome assembly. Lineage: Eukaryota; Euglenozoa; Kinetoplastea; Trypanosomatida; Trypanosomatidae.
GAUAUAGUUAAACUCUGACAAUUUUCUAGUGUCCAUAUCUUCCUGUUAGACACUUGCUUAACCUUGAGUGAGUAACAUAUUAAUCCAUUCUUACACUACCACUUUAUCUUCAAAAAGCUCGUCCUUCAACUUCUUAUUACUCUGCCUUCGCUCUUUGAUAUUUAUCGUAGCUAUCACUCUGCUCUUAAACUCCACGCCAUGUUAUAUUUGGGUUAUUUGAUUGUGCUCUAUAGCAUAUUUAUACAACUACUUUACCACCGUAAGCUGCCUGUUUGGGUUAUGCGCUUGUGGUUUUCGAUUAACGUUGUAUUGCAAGUCAUUAUAUCCUGCGUGGUGUGUCAAAUCAUCACAUUUCUUUCAAAGAUUCUCAACCUGUAUAGUUUGAGAAAUUUACAUAGAUUAUCCAUUCGAGCAUGUUCCAUAAUCUUCAAAUAUGUUCUACCCUUUCAAUUUUCGCACAUCCAUAUAGAAUACAUGAGCGGUUCUCUCCGUUGGAGCGAUAUCAAAAAUCAGCACUGCAUGUGUAUAACACAUGCAAGUUUUUUUGAUGUGAUUCUAUUCCUUUUUUUAGCCCCAACUAACUAUAUCACAAAUGCAAGGACGUUCAACAAGGCUUCCCUUUGGAAACUCCCACUCUUUGGCUAUGUUAUUAAAGCUUGUGGCCACUUUCCGGUGUACUUUACUGAAGAAAACAGUUCGUCCUUUAAAGUGGAUAAGGAAAAGCAGGUUGAAGUAGCUGCCCGUGUUGAGGAGUUCCUGAACGAGGAUGGCUCUUUAGCCUUCUUCCCUGAGGGGGCCCUCAAUCGAACACCAGAGGUGCUUAAAGAGCUUCGAUUAGGGAGCUUUAAUACCAUUAUUGCUCAUAAGUUACCUAUCUACUACAUAAUUACAUAUGGGAAUCAUGAAGUGUGGCCACCAGACCUGAAGGGUGCACCAGGAUACCCUGCUGACAUUUAUGUAUACUUGGGUAAAUUUGAGUACGAUGCGGACGCGGUGGAUGCACGCUUCUUGUCGACCGCACUCAGGGAUGAUAUGCAAAAACAUUUAGAUGAUAUGAUAGCUUUACGCAAAAAGCGAAACUAUGAACCGUGGAACAGGGUUUCCUCUUAGACAAACUGGCACUACUUCCAGUCACUUUCAUAUUUUGGAUUCUGUAGAUGAAUUAUCGUAGGAAAGCAGCCCAUAUUAUAUUUAUUAUCUGUGUUUAUUCCCUUUUACGGACUCUAGGGUUUUAAGAAGUAUAUAUUUUUUAGUACUUAAAAAAAAUAUUAUUUCACAGAUGAGGCUACCAUCAUUUAUGUUGCUCACUUCAUCAUUUUAAUGUUUUUUUUCCAAUUUAUAGAGUACUGUGAUAAUUAAAAUAAUCAUUAAGAUAGUUAAAGAGAGCA